ACUUCCGCGCCAAACUCCAAUCGUCAGCCAAAAGCUCACAUGUGUCACACACACACACACAAACUACCCUCACUCUUUCAUUCCCCUCUUUCAUUCCCACGAGCUACUCCACCAUUGUUGCGCAAACUGUCCUAAUGACUGACAAAACCCAGUCUCUCAAAAUGCCCUAAUCCUUUUCUUUCUUCCAUUAUUUCUGUUAAAGAAGCAGGAUCAUUUACCCCAUCUGCGCUUGAAGUUCUAUCUCCAAUCUCUGCCUCGGUUAGAUAGGUUUUCGGUCUUUCUUAAUCAAGAUAGGUCAUACGCGAUAUCAUCUGGUCUCACUUCAAGAAAUCAGAAUUCAGCAGAAGGUCCGCUGUGUCAAGGCAGCGUCUUCUGGUUCGACAGGAAAAGGAGAGUUGAGCGAUCUCAACCAAUUUCUACCUUGGCCAACACAGAGCUAUUUGUUCAACCCUCUCUCUACUCUCUAGACCCGAGGAUCUGGACUUACCUUCAUUCUUCAGAAAUUAAUUCGAACCCUCGGCGUAUGGCUCCCUUUGUCGGCCGUCUCCCUUUUCCUGUAAAAGAAUUGAUGGGUGAAUUUAGUGGGUUUCUUCAAUUUAUGAACCAUGCCAAAGCAGUUACACUCGUAGCCGGCUUUCUUAAUGAGUGUAAUUGUUGAAGCCCUGAAGGUGAACAGUCUGCAGAAGCUUUGCUCUUCCUUGGAACCUAUUCUUCGCAGAGUUGUUCCCUAUUGAAUAAUUAGGAAAGUAGUGAUGGAUAAAGAAUGGAUGCACAUCUCUUACAGAGUUGAUCCAAAGUAUAUAAAAGGAGCACGAAGGUUUGCCGAUUGGGCUCAAGAGAUUGCAGGGCAUCCAGACAAGAUUUUAUGCCCUUGUAAUAAAUGUCGAAAUUCACUACAUCAACAUUUUGACACAGUAUAUGGUCAUGUUGUGGAACAUGGAAUGGAUCCAACAUACACGACUUGGUACUUUCAUGGGGAAUCAACUUUUCAAAGCAUGGGAAAGAGUUGGACUGAUUACAAAUCACGCCUUACAGCCGAUAUAAUUGAAGCGGAAGGUGACACAGAAGUCAUUAACUCAUUAAGACCUAGUAGUGUAAAAUCAAUUGAAGAGUGGCAACAGUUUGUGAGUAAUCGACUCUCUGAUGACCACAAAGCAAAGAGACAAAAAUGCGAAGACUUGCGAAGUGUGCAAAAGUUACCACACACAAGAAGUCGUAUGGGAAAAAAGAAAGUAAUGCGCCCAACUCUAUAUCAGGAGUCGAUAUGCAGAUUGAAGGUCACUUGAGGAAGGGUAAGGAACCUUUGAAUGAUGCAAUAGGAGUGGCAGUGAAAAAAGAAAGUAAUGCGCCCACUUCUAUAUCAAGAGUCGAUGUGUGGAUUGAAGGUCACUUGAGGAAGGAUAAGGAACCUUUGAAUGAUGCAAUAGGAGUGGCAGUGAAAAAAAUGAAAGAUUACACCCAAACCCAACCUAAAGGCACAAGCUCUCUUCAAGAUGAUGGAGUCACCCACGUAUUUGGCGUGGAACGUCGAGGACGGGUUAGAGGCCUUGGUUUUGGAGCAACAAUUUCUAAAAUUCAGGGAAUUGGUUAUCAGAGGGAGCAAGCGAAAAGAAUGGAAGAAAUGAUGAAUGAGAUAAAAGUUGAAAUAAUGAAUGAGAUGAAAGAGAUGAAAGCUGAAAUGAUGAAUGAGAUGAAAGCUGAAUUGAUGGAUGAGAUGAAAGCUUUGUUGUCCCGAAAUGCUUUUAUUGUUUCUCAGUCCAAUGCUACGCCAAAUCUUAUUCCAACUAAUCUGCAAGGUUUCCUAUGUGAGCUGUUACACUUUAAUGGAUCAGGUGUAGUUGUUGCCAAGGCUGAGAUUGCAUCAACAGAUCCCAAUGCACUAUCAGAUGAAUGUGUUCCAGUUGGUCCAGAUUGCUGGAAAGUUUGGAUUAAUGAUGUCAUUGACAAGGAUUGUCCUUUGUAUCGAGCAAACAAAUCUGGAAUGUUUUAUCUUUGUGAUGCUCGCACAAGCACGGUUAUAUGGCCUACCAAAUAUGUGAAAAUUCUAGAGGAUCUAUUUUCACCGGUUCAUUAGGAGCAGAACAAAGCCAUUACUUUCGAAGAUAAGAUAUUUAACCCACAACCCACCCAUUUAUUAAUACUUUCUUGUCUCUUUCAGGUACGUACUUGAAUUUUGUACCAUGGACAACAAGGUGGAGGAAGUGUGAAAAAUUGGAAGUCAACUUGCGCCAUGAAUUAAUGAACAAUGUGAAGAUUGACAUAUUGAUCUAUUUUUGCCAAAUAUUGGAUUUUCUUUUUAAUAUUGGCACAUUGAACAAUUGUAAAAUGCUUUAGUCUUUUGAUAUAUUUAAUGGUGGAUUUAAAUA
Messenger RNA from Cornus florida, 2366 nucleotides. RefSeq lists its product as uncharacterized. The record is from RefSeq and is a predicted model, not a curated record. The transcript is spliced from 13 exons. Bases 1169 to 2074 code for a protein of 301 amino acids. NCBI's taxonomy places the organism in Eukaryota, Viridiplantae, Streptophyta, Magnoliopsida, Cornales, Cornaceae.